GGUUAAAGGCCUUAAAGUAGAAUGUACUGGAUUACCCAGGUGGGCCCAAUCUAGUCACAUGACCCUGAAAGGCAGAGAAUGUUCUCCAGCUGGAAGCAGGAGCUAUGAAGCAGAACGGGAGGUUGAAGUGUGAGAAGGUCUCUCCUCAGUUGCUGAGUUUGAAGAUGGAGUCCACAAGCCAGAAAUGGGGGUGACCUCUAGAAGGGCCCCUGGCUGUCAGCAGCAAGGAAACGGGGACCUCAGUCUUACAACUACUUGGAAAUGAAUUUUGCCAGUGGCCUCAAUGAGCCUGAAAGCUCCAAGCUGACAGCAGGGCAGAGAAGCAGUCCAGCUUUACUGAACUUCUGAUCUGCAGAACUGUGAGACAAGAAGAUGGGUAACAGCCACGUCACCUGUCUUCCAGCUUUGUGGGCCUCACUUUGAAAGGCACUGGUCUAAAAGACUGGAUUCAGCAAGUUGUCCCAGAUAGUUACUGAGGAGGACAUACUUCAGGAAUGUGCACCAGGAAGAUCAAUACAGAAUAUGAUUCAGAGAGAGCUAAAUCAAAUGUGGAACUUGAAGGAAUAUUCAAGCACUUUAAAGAUGCCGUUUUGCUUUCUGGUCUUCAUUUUUCUGAUGAGAAGUCAGUGCUUUCCCUCUGGUCUGCUUUCAGAGUCUGAUGUAUUUAGAAGUUGGUCUCUCCCUCUAAGUUGGUUCACUCAUCUCCAGGACCUCACAGCACCCACCACACAGGAGGAAGCACUAGAUAUGUCUCGAAAGGCAUGAGCUGGAUCAGCUGGACAUCAACACUGAAACACAUCUCCAGAACCCACAGAGCAUUUACCAAUUCAGUGCAUUCCCUGCAAAAGGGGAGGAACUCUGAUAUUUUGUCAAGAUGAUGAUGUAACAACGAGAUGGAGAGUUCCACUUCCAGUUAUUAACUACCCAGCAUAUUUCAGUUAACUAGUCAACUUUACAUGGAGUGAGAGGACCUGCCUGCAAAAUAAAUCAAGCAGAGAGCAGCAGAAGUGAGAGAUGGAGUUCUAGCAGCAUUGAUUUCCUUAUUCAGUCCAUGAGAUGCAGGCUCAAGCGGUUUUCCUUCGGUUUCAUGAGCCGCUCCAGUGUCCCUGCCAGCUGGAAUGGAGGAGGGGACUGUCACACUGAAAGAGGAAAGCACUCUUGGAACACGGAUCACUCUCACUGCUCUGUUGAUGAUGGAUUGUAGGCGCUAAGGCUGGAAACCAAGAAACCGGUAUCGAGGCUACUGCAAUAAUCGAGGCAAGAGAUAAUUAAUUGCAUAGAACAGGGCAGUAGCAUUCCUUAACAUGUUAAGAAAAUAUAGAAAAUACAGAAAACAGAAGAGGCAGGAAUGCCUCUUCACAGAAGUGUAUCCCUUGCUGCUAAUAUAGUGUAGAGCCAAAAACAGAAAGAGCAGUGGGCUUUUUCAUGCAAGUAUUUUCUCAUCUAAUACCAGCCUUAAUCGCACCCUAUUAAAGUUAAUUCUUGAGCCUUAAGACAACUGGGAACCCAUAUAUUUCCCUUCCCUCUGGUCUGCAGAGUUCUUUAUCAAUUGACACAUUUCAUGCAAGCAGUAAGAAAUGCAAGAACCCAGCAUACCUUUUUUCAGGCUAAAGUUACCAAAUUUAAAAUAAAUGGUAAAUGAUCAUGUUUUUCGUUUUUGGUUGUGAUAACCGGGGCUAAAUCCAGGAAACCUGCUUGUUUAGAUACUGUUGUUUAAUGAGCAUCUGUUGUCGUCCCUAUUGAAAGAUGUAGCUAUGGAUGACUGGGUAGACUCUGGAAGAAUACAAUGAAGGAAAGAGCAGAUGGUGAAUGUGAAUGGAGGGGAGAAAAAGGAGGAGAAUAGAGGAGUAAAAGAUACACAGAUGGUAGCUCCAUUGACCCUGGAGUGAUGCACAAAAGAAGAAAGAGGUAGUCCUUUUUCAAGCACACCCGGUGAUUCCACUGGGCUUAACAGCUGUCCUUUCUUCUUCUGAGAUUUCUUGGUGGACCCAAGUUGCAGACAAUUUUGGUGCCACCUCUGGGGAGGAUUACUGGAAAUCAGAGUUUUCUUGCUUGCGGUGUGAAGAUACUUCUGCAGCAGAGAGUGAGGAAGAAGAUGAAAUUGAAAUGGAAGUUGAAGACGAGGAUAGCAAAGAUGCCAAAAAACCAAAUAUCAUAAAUUUUGACACCAGUCUGCCAACAUCACAUACAUAUCUGGGCGCUGAUAUGGAAGAAUUUCAUGGCAGGACUUUGCACGAUGAUGACAGCUGCCAGGUGAUUCCAGUUUUGCCGCAGGUGAUGAUGAUCUUGAUUCCUGGGCAGACAUUACCUCUUCAGCUUUCUCACCCUCAAGAAGUCAGUAUGGUGCGGAAUUUAAUCCAGAAAGAUAGAACCUUUGCGGUUCUUGCAUACAGUAAUGUACAGGAAAGGGAAGCACAGUUUGGAACAACGGCAGAGAUAUAUGCCUAUCGAGAAGAACAGGAUUUUGGAAUUGAGAUAGUGAAAGUGAAAGCAGUUGGAAGACAAAGGUUCAAAGUCCUUGAGCUAAGAACACAAUCAGAUGGAAUCCAGCAAGCUAAAGUGCAAAUUCUUCCCGAAUGUGUGUUGCCUUCAACCAUGUCUGCAGUUCAGUUAGAAUCCCUCAAUAAGUGCCAGAUAUUUCCUUCAAAACCUGUCUCAUGGGAAGACCAGUAUUCAUGUAAGUGGUGGCAGAAAUACCAGAAGAGAAAGUUUCAUUGUGCAAAUCUGACUUCAUGGCCUCGCUGGCUGUAUUCUUUAUAUGAUGCUGAAACUUUAAUGGAUAGAAUCAAGAAACAGCUGCGUGAAUGGGACGAAAAUCUAAAAGAAGAUUCUCUUCCUUCAAAUCCAAUAGAUUUUUCUUACAGAGUAGCUGCUUGUCUUCCUAUUGAUGAUGUAUUAAGAAUUCAGCUCCUUAAAAUUGGUAGUGCUAUCCAACGACUUCGCUGUGAACUAGACAUUAUGAAUAAAUGCACAUCCCUUUGCUGUAAGCAGUGUCAAGAAACAGAAAUAACCACCAAAAAUGAAAUAUUCAGUUUAUCCUUAUGUGGGCCGAUGGCAGCUUAUGUGAAUCCUCAUGGAUAUGUGCAUGAGACACUUACCGUGUACAAGGCUUGCAACUUGAAUCUGAUAGGCAGGACGUCAACAGAGCACAGCUGGUUUCCUGGGUAUGCCUGGACUGUUGCCCAGUGCAGGAUCUGUGCAAGCCAUGUUGGAUGGAAAUUUACAGCCACCAAAAAAGACAUGUCACCUCAAAAGUUUUGGGGUUUGACCCGAUCUGCUUUGUUACCCACAAUCCCAGACACCGAAGAUGAACUAAGCCCAGACAAAGUAAUACUUUGCUUGUAAACAGAGAUGGUAAGGAUAAAGUUCAAUAACUAUUCUUAACUCCUCAGCUUUGAAAAUUAUUGCCUCUGAUGCAUACCUGAGUAAACAGCAACAUUACAUGGAAGGUGGCAGCUUCUUAGUCAAACUGUAUGUGAAAGUAUGCUAACGGAGAGGGUGAAAAGCAGUCUAGAAUGUAAGGUUGAUGUCAAGAUUAUCUAUAUUAAUAGCUUGGUGCCAUAAUCCUGUGAAAUCAGUUAUCUGGGACAGCAUAUUUGUAACACUGCUCCAAAUGGCAAAAGUUGUGAGAGUGCCAAGCACAAGCAUGUUCCUUUUUCAAGGAGGCAAGUGGGUAUAUGUUAUUUUAAAAGGGCUUUCAACUUUCUUUAGCUUCUUGAUUUGUAAAUCUUGAAAAUAUUAAAGAGUUAAAAUACAGAGUUUGAGUAUAAGUUUUUAUUUAGAAAUAGUAUUUUGUGUAUUUGCUUUGGUGUUUGAUCCUGGGUAGUAUGUUGAAAUUGAACCCAAACUAUUGUGGAGCAGAAAUACCAAAAGAUGCUGCCUCAUGCAGGCUAGAAAUGAUACUGUAUUUUGAACACUGUUCUUCAGUGUAAAUCUAAGAAAAUAGAACUUUAGGAACAAAACUAAGUCAAAUGUUUCCUUAAAAUAUCUACUCACAAGCAUUUAAGAAAAAAUUUUAAGAUUAUAAUUCACUGAACAUGCAACAGUUUUGACUGAUGAAUGUCAAUUAUAUUACAUGAAAAAAUACCUCAAGAAAUUGUUUAAUGUAUGCUCUUGCCCUGUUCACCUCAUAUAGAUCACCUUGCUAAUUCUUUUUUCCACUUGAUUACUACUACUAACAAAUUUAGUAGGCUUAUAGCACUAAUGACUUCACUGGUUGGUCAUAUACUUAAUUAAAACAUAUUCUACAUGGAGUUCCUUUUAGUAGCAAAAUCUAAAUCAGAUGCAGUGAGAAUAUACCUAUGAAAGGUGUAUUCUAUAUAUUGUUUACUGACAUUUAUGUAUAACACUCUGAAAUAGCUAAAUCUGCAUAUUUUCUAUCUAGAGGAUUGCUUAUGCAUUUAAUUACUAACUUGUCUGCAGUGGUUUCUGUAGUUGCCUUUCUAGCAAUUUAGGCCCUGUUACAUUGAGUGUCUGUCAUACUUCCACUGAGCUGGGCUUUAAUAAAAAAAAUACUUUUCAAAACUGUUUUAUCAAGGUCCUAAAUUGUGACUGGCUCACAAAGCAUGAAGAUGCUUCACUAGAUACACAGAAAGGGUAAUAACUACUUACCUGAAAGCAUUUAGGAGCACAACAAUGGAAAUUCUAAAUAAGCAAUGUAAUGCUUUUAAUUACAAUAAAUAUGGAAACGUUUCUUCAAAUAACAGGUUCGAAGUUAACCUUCCAGCCAAUCCCAAAAUCUGAGUUUCCCAGGCUAAAUCCCAAAAUCUGAGUUUCCCAGGCUAGCCAUGCACAGUUAAGGAAACCAAUAAGAGAAAAUAUCCCUACAUACUAAAACAUAGUUUGCGAAAACUAAUCCUACAUAUCAAUGUCAGCCACCUGGGACACAAUUACUAUUCAUAUUUUAUACAGGAUGUUUUCUGCAAAUCCGUCAGCUAUUUUCUUCAAGCACAAGUUUACGCUGGAUUUCAGGUAAGAACUAGACAAAUGUUUCACAUAAUAACCCAAGUUCUUCCAACAGGAAACACCACUUUUUAAGAUCAAUCUUAGUACCGUGCUAUGCAAAAAAAGAAAAAAAAAGCCAAGAUAAAGAGGAAGCCAAGUAGCAAUAUAAGUCAUAUUAAGAGGAGGCAGACUUCAGUCUAGUGCCUGAAAUUGUAUUCUUCUAAGUUGGCUGUUAUUCUGCUGUAUAUUCAAGUCUCUUAAAUCUCACUAAAGGGGAGAAUGAUAAAACUACUCUUACCAAAAAUUUUCCACUUCAGUAGCCAGCUCUCCUCAGUUUAGUUUCUCUUUAUGUAACUCAAAAGUUCAUCUUUUUCCAUUUGGUAACCACUUUUUUUCCACUGUUCUCUCAACUGUUGCAAUAGAGCCCCAAUUUCUUUUCCUGAAGAAAUGCCCACUUUCCUGAUGUCAUGGCCACUUACAGGAAACGGAGGAAUGGACCACUGCUGCAUUUCCUUUAGAAGACGAUGCUCUCCUUGAUACUUCAGUAGCUCACAUAUGCGAGUCGUCGCUUCAGGUUCCCUAGACUAAGUGCCAAAAUCAGACAUUCAGAUGCCACCACACAUUAGAAAGUUUGCUAAUACUCAACCUAAAAUUUAAAUAACAAAUACUGGGUGUGAAAAUCUUCACUUAAAUAAAAUCUCAACAAUAUAAUGAAGCCCUUGCUUUUAAUAAAAUUAAUUCUACAAUUAA
This is a messenger RNA of Choloepus didactylus (southern two-toed sloth), 5694 nucleotides long. It is a transcript of the gene CRBN, whose product is annotated as cereblon. The transcript has 19 exons. Bases 2107 to 3345 code for a protein of 412 amino acids. Gene Ontology annotation, biological process: protein ubiquitination. Gene Ontology annotation, cellular component: Cul4A-RING E3 ubiquitin ligase complex. NCBI's taxonomy places the organism in Eukaryota, Metazoa, Chordata, Mammalia, Pilosa, Megalonychidae. The record is from RefSeq and is a predicted model, not a curated record.